GAGGAUCGGCGUGCGGACACACUGACCUGCUCAGUGGCGGCGUCACGGAAAACGUACAGGAAAAUGGACGAGUAGACCUGUCGAAACGUAAAUGUCCAAACUGCUCUGUGGCGGGUAUAGUCUCAUCGACGAAGAAGAAGAAGAAGUCACAACAACUGCUUUUGGUGCUGGAGAAAGUGUUUGUUCGGGUCGUCAGAGCUCGUUACUCGUGGAUGCGAGCGUCUUUGUUGGCGCAAUCAGAUCUGCGUCCUCGUUUGGAGUCGAUAAAUAGGUGCUUCUAUCGGGAUGGCUGUCCGCAGGUUUCUGCCUGGCCCUUUUCUGGGGCUGGCCAGUCUCCUUGUGCUGACUUCGGCGGGAAUGGUGCAGUCAAUCCCGCGUCUAUUCACGGUCAUUAACUCUGCGACCUGCCGCUACCGUUAUCAAUUGCCGACUGACAAGGUGGGAACGUGUGACUAUCCGCGUUGCUGGGUGGCUCCAAACCUCCUCCUUACCGAAAAUGUCACAGUGCCUUUUGCAAGCGAAGAGAUAUGCAUCGUGCGUGCACCGCGUGAUUCAUCAUACAUCGAGCUUUUCUUCGAGCUGCCUGACACCAGCUUUUCGAGCCCGGAUUGCAAUAAGAACACGGUGUACAACCGCGUCCUGGUGCAGAAGGUACUUGGCAAUGGCACUCAACUCAAAACCGUUCAAAAUGGAGCGUUCCAUUACGAAAUAGCUGUCGGCAGCGCAUCAGAUCCUUGGUGUCGCUCCAAGAACCUCGUGCCCGUCCAGGUACCCUCCUCAGACCGCUGCGGAGUGACGGUCAAGAUUGAAUAUCUGCACUUUAACAGUUACUACGAAGGCAACUGGCAGUUCGUCGUUCAACCUCUGACCGGAACAGGUUUGCCACCAACGAUGCGCCAAUUUGACAUUCAGUUUACAGGCAAGCCGUGCGACACGUGUUUUGCACCUGAUAGCAGUUGCGAGAGCUUGUCCUACUCUCACGUCUUUUCCGGAACCGGAUUCACUGUCGUUCCAGCGCCUGUCUACAAAAUCCCCAUCGGGUCAUCAAGGUGCUUCAGGUUCGAGGAUACAAGGGAUACAAAUGGUGGUUGGUUCAUCGCAAGAGGAGCCACGUUAGUGGUCGCUGAGCCGCUGCAGUACUCUGAGCUGGGCGACGCAAGCGACGCCGAGGCUACACACGUUACGGUGCACAAUCUUGCGCGUACAUCCGUCUAUGGAAACUAUCAGCAGUGUGUUCAUAUUGACAACAUGACGGCGUCGCUGGCCGGUUUGCUCCUAUACAAGUUCAGCAACGACUAUGCUGCCGUGAACAUGAAAACAGGGACCAUUGCCAUCCGCAUAGAGGCCGAGGUGCUGAGCAAGUUCAAGCAGGAGGAGGAAACAGGCACAAUCAAAGGUAUACAUGCGUGGUGUGCGGUUUUGACUACGAUAGUGCUUGUUUUGUGCGUUGUGGUCGGUGUAAUGUUGAGAAAGCUCAAACAAGUUGGCUACAAUGCAAUGUAAUAACAUUACAUUUGUUUGCCUUGCCAAUUUCUGUGCAGAUUCAUUCUCUGCAUCCAUACCAUCUCUCAGUUCGGUAUGCUCCUGCCCCCCCCCCCCCCUCCCACCCCCACACACACUUUCUUCAUUGUUUUUGUUAGCUACUAGGCUGUACACCUGACAUGUUUCGCCCUGGCCUCCAUUGGAAAUUAGAAAGUCCUUAUGAGCCAGUAGUAUUACAGGUAUGGUGGUGGCUGGCACAUGCGAAACUUCCUAAGCUGGUUGUGCUUCUCAACGCAAUUGUAUAGCCGUUGGUAACGCGGACGUGAAAACUUUACUUUCUUAAUUUUUAUGAGCUAGUAUCACCA
Molecule: messenger RNA, 1847 nt
Organism: Sycon ciliatum
Lineage: Eukaryota; Metazoa; Porifera; Calcarea; Leucosolenida; Sycettidae
Exons: 5
Coding region: 286-1503 (405 amino acids)
Source: RefSeq, a predicted model, not a curated record